Messenger RNA from Chinchilla lanigera (long-tailed chinchilla), 1093 nucleotides. RefSeq names its product M-phase phosphoprotein 6 (gene Mphosph6). Gene Ontology annotation, biological process: maturation of 5.8S rRNA. NCBI's taxonomy places the organism in Eukaryota, Metazoa, Chordata, Mammalia, Rodentia, Chinchillidae. The record is from RefSeq and is a predicted model, not a curated record. The transcript is spliced from 5 exons. The coding region runs from base 75 to 560 and encodes 161 amino acids.
UCACUCACCGCGCGCAACAGCACGCAUGCGCAGUAAGUCUCGUGGCAGGAACGCUUCCCUAGUCUGGAGUUGACAUGGCGGCUGAGCGCAAGACAAAGUUGUCCAAGAACUUGCUACGCAUGAAGUUCAUGCAAAGAGGACUGGACUCAGAAACCAAGAAACAACUAGAAGAGGAGGAAAAGAAGAUCAUUAGUGAAGAGCAUUGGUACUUGGAUUUGCCAGAGCUUAAGGAGAAAGAGAGUUUCAUAAUAGAAGAACAGAGUUUCUUGUUAUGUGAAGAUCUUCUCUAUGGAAGAAUGUCAUUCAGAGGGUUUAAUCCUGAAGUUGAGAAAUUAAUGCUUCAGAUGAAUGCUAAGAACAAAGCAGAGGAGGAAGAGGAGGAUGAAACAGUAGAGCUUGACGUGUCAGAUGAAGAAAUGGCUAGAAGAUACGAAACUUUGGUGGGGACAAUUGGCAAAAAGUUUGCCAAAAAGAGAGACCGUGCCAAUUAUGAAGAAGAUGAAAAUGGAAACAUGAAACCAUUUAAAUCAAAGAAGAUGUUCUUAAAGCCUCAAGAUUAAAUGGAUACCUUCAAAUAAGGCUCAGGGAUCCCUGUAAAAGCAACAUAUUUUGGAGUUCAUCCUGGUGGUGUCUCUAUAGUUGCUAAUAUGUAAUGUUUAUUUGUAAAGAAAUGUGUAAUUUUGGAAACAUUCUGUUUUUUAAACAGAAAUGUGGUAGAUGUUAUACAUCCUUUUCCUAAUGGUAUUCAUCAAGAGUAUAAUUCCAGCCCUUGACCUUCAGGUAACAGUAGGCACAGAGUUGCUUACUAAAGAUUUUUUGGACCUGAGAUUUUUGUUUUUAGUGUAUAGUUCUCCAGUCACUGACCUUCAUUUGGCUCCUAGAAAUUAAUGCCAAUGUUUUGGUUGCCCUUAUGUUUACAUUUUGCUUUAAAUUAUUAAUUAUGUCAAUCCAAUUUAAGCAUUCAUUUUGGAAUCAAAUGUCAUGAGAAUUUAUUGUAUGUUAAUUCAUCAAGAACAAACAAGCCGGGCGUGGUGGCACACGCCUAUAAUCCCAGCACUCGGAAGGCUGAGGCAGGAGGAUCAUUGCAAGUUCC